Juglans microcarpa x Juglans regia is the source of this 1957-nucleotide messenger RNA. Its product is annotated as laccase-14-like. The coding region runs from base 166 to 1866 and encodes 566 amino acids. Gene Ontology annotation, biological process: lignin catabolic process. The record is from RefSeq and is a predicted model, not a curated record. The transcript is spliced from 7 exons. NCBI's taxonomy places the organism in Eukaryota, Viridiplantae, Streptophyta, Magnoliopsida, Fagales, Juglandaceae. Gene Ontology annotation, molecular function: hydroquinone:oxygen oxidoreductase activity; copper ion binding. Gene Ontology annotation, cellular component: apoplast.
UCUGGGUGUAAUCGAGUGUGUCCUUGCGAUAAAACCAACCUUUGUGCACGCAACAUACACUAUAAAUACUUCUUUAAACAUAGGAAGAAUAUCAUAGAAGAGAUAUCGUCAUUAGACGUUGUCUAGCAACAUCAGUUUGAGCUUGAUACUGGGAUAAAUAGUAAAAUGGGUUCGAUCUUAUGGUUUCUAGGGAUUAUAUUCUUUCUCGACGGCAUGCUUCGUUGCAUGGCCAACACAAACGUCCACAACUAUAACUUCGUCCUGAAGGAGACAAAUUUCACGCGGCUAUGUAGCACGAAGAGCAUGUUAACUGUGAACGGCAGUUUUCCUGGGCCAACGAUUCGCGUUCACAAAGGGGAUACUGUUUAUGUUAAUGUACAAAAUCAAGGGAAAUAUGGCGUCACCAUCCACUGGCAUGGGGUCAAGCAACCAAGGAAUCCAUGGUCAGAUGGACCUGAGAACAUCACUCAAUGCCCCAUUCCACCUAAUACAAGCUUCACUCAACAGAUCAUAUUUUCAGACGAGGAAGGAACUCUUUGGUGGCAUGCUCAUAGUGAUUGGUCACGUGCUACUGUACAUGGUGCCAUCAUUAUUUUACCAUCUCCAAAUACCACUUACCCAUAUCCUAAGCCUUAUGCAGAAGAGACUAUUGUUCUUGGGGAAUGGUAUAAAGGAGAUGUGAUGGCCAUAAUUGACGAGGCACUUGCAACUGGUGGCGAUCCAAACACUUCAGAUGCUUUCACUAUUAACGGCCAACCUGGAGAUCUGUAUGAUUGUUCCAAAGAAAGUACGUACCAUCUACUGGCUAACUACGGAAAGACCUAUCUUCUACGCAUAAUCAACGCGGUGAUGAACGAAGAACAGUUCUUCGGAAUCGCAAACCACAGCCUCACAGUUGUAGGGACGGAUGGUGCAUACAUCAAACCCAUAACAACAAAUUACAUAAUGAUAACUCCAGGACAAACCAUGGACGUUUUGGUUACAGCCAACCAGGCUCUCAGUCACUAUUACAUUGUUACGACGCCUUUUGCCGACACCUCUGCUCCCUUUGACAACACUACUGCCACGGCAAUUCUCCAGUACACCGGCAAUUAUAGUGCCCCUUCAUCUCCUAGCUUUCCAACACUUCCUAGUUACAAUGACAAAGCAGCUGCAGACAACUUUACAAAGCUCUUGAGGAGCUUAGCAAGCAAACAGCACCCUGUCCAAGUGCCUAAAACAAUCACGAAAAGUAUCUUUAUCACUGUUUCUGUAAAUCAGUUGUACUGCCCUGAUGAAUCGUGUGCUGGACCGAAUGGUAAUCGGCUAUCGGCAAGCUUGAAUAAUAUAAGUUUUCAGACCCCAGAAAUUGAUAUCCUCCAAGCAUAUUACAGGAACCUGCCCAACGUUUAUACCAACAAUUUCCCAAAGCAGCCUCCGUAUUAUUUCAACUUCACGGGAGAUGUAGGGAACAAUACAAUUUUUCCAAGCCUAGGGACGAAGGUCUUGACAAUAGAUUAUAAUGAUACUGUUGAGAUAGUGUUUCAAGGGACUAAUAUUGGGGCAGCUGAGAAUCAUCCAAUGCACCUGCAUGGUUUUAGCUUCUUUGUGGUCGGGAUUGGUUCAGGGAAUUUCGACAAUAAGACAUCUCCAAAGUCUUAUAAUUUGGUUGAUCCACCAGAAGUUAACACCAUUGGAGUUCCUAAGAACGGAUGGCUUGCAAUCAGAUUCAUUGCUAAUAAUCCCGGAGUGUGGUUUAUGCACUGUCAUUUGGAAAGGCAUGCUAGCUGGGGUAUGAAUACUGUGCUUGUAGUGAAGAAUGGAGGCACCAACGCAACAAGCAUCCGCCCACCUCCUAAAUAUAUGCCUCCUUGUUCCAAGUCCUAGUUUUGGGAAAUUGACAUCUUCAAUUUCAAGUGUCAUGUAAUAAUACUGGUAACUGAUAUUUAAUAAUUCUCUGACGACUUGUCUUUUCAUU